Molecule: messenger RNA, 965 nt
Organism: Cucurbita pepo subsp. pepo (vegetable marrow)
Lineage: Eukaryota; Viridiplantae; Streptophyta; Magnoliopsida; Cucurbitales; Cucurbitaceae
Source: RefSeq, a predicted model, not a curated record
UCACUCCCUUUCUCUGUUCUUGGCGUUCGUGGUUUCUCCCAUUCUUCUUCUCGGAAGCAUCAGGUCAGUUUGUUUCUCGCUGAGUUUCUACAGUCAUGUACCAUUUGCUUCGCAGAAUCAUUCUAGUUAGAACUCCAUUAUCAGUCGGAUCGUUUUCCGGAUCUCCGUUGAAAUCUCUUAGAUUCUUAUUGACUUCUUCCGAGAUUGUAUCGUCUCCGAAAUCUGCGUCGUUGGCUUCUAAUUUUGUUGAUUUUGAGAGCAAUGAGAAGCCUGUGAUUCUGUUAUUUAAGAAUCACGGAUUCUCAAAAUCACAAAUCUCUGAGCUUAUCAAGAAAUUCCCUCAAGUUCUAUCAACAGACCCCGAAAAAACCCUAUUGCCCAAAUUGUUGUUCCUCCAAUCUAAAGGCCUUUCUUCUCCUGAGGUUGCUAAAUUAGUUUGUGGAUUUCCUGCUAUUCUAAAGCGAAGUUUAAACAGACAAAUCAUUCCAUCCUUUAAUUAUAUUCAUGAUUUGCUUCAAACUGAGGAGAAGACUAUUGCAGCCAUAAAACGGUGUGGGGGUCUUCUCACUUGGGAUCUUCACAAUUCUGCUCGUCCCAAUGUUGAAAUUUUGAGACAAAUUGGAGUGCCUGAUUCAAACAUUGCAAGCAUUCUUAGAUCCCAGCCUCGAGUGUUUUUGAUAAGUUCCAUUCGAUUUAAGGAGAUUGUGGAGGAAGUUAAGGAAAUGGGAUUCAAUCCUCUGCGAUUGAAGUUUGUUGUUGCUGUUUUUGCUCUGCGAGCAAUGAGCAAAUCUACAUGGAAAAAGAAGGUUGAAGUUUAUAGGAAAUGGGGAUGGCCGGAAGAAGAGAUCCUUUUUGCUUUUAGAAGGCACCCAUGCUGUAUGAUGGCUUCUGAGGAUAAGAUUAACGGUGUAGUGGAUUUUUUUGUCAACCAAAUUGGAUCAUCAGGUCAGUUUGUUUCUCGCUGA